Fusarium redolens is the source of this 1620-nucleotide messenger RNA. RefSeq names its product major facilitator superfamily domain-containing protein. The record is from RefSeq and is a predicted model, not a curated record. The transcript has 3 exons. NCBI's taxonomy places the organism in Eukaryota, Fungi, Ascomycota, Sordariomycetes, Hypocreales, Nectriaceae. Gene Ontology annotation, biological process: transmembrane transport. Bases 1 to 1614 code for a protein of 537 amino acids. Gene Ontology annotation, molecular function: transmembrane transporter activity.
AUGGGCUUGGGAGUCCUUCCUGAUCGUCGCCUCUCCGAUGUCCCUGGAACAUCAUUCCUCAAUGAGAAAGGUGUUUCUUCCAGCUUAGAGGGCGCUGCUGAGAAGACUCAUGCCGACCUCAAGCACGAUCCAACAGGCAAGAUCGUCCUUGUUCCCCAGCCCUCUGAUGACCCCAACGAUCCUCUCAACUGGCCGAGAUGGAAGAAGGAGAUGUUCACUGUUUCUAUCGUCAUCGGAUGCGGCUGCGUUGGUGCUAUAGGGCCCCUUCUCGGCCCGGCGUUGGUUCCUCUUGCUGAGACAUUCGAUGUGCCUCUCCAGACCUUCACGCUGGGCUUCACCGGGGCCCUUCUCAUCGCUUUGGCGUUCGGUAACCUUUUCUGUAACUCGUUGGCAAUGAUGAUCGGCAAGCGGCCAGUGUACCUCAUCACCGCCGUGGGUCUACUGUGCUCAACGAUCUGGACCGCAGUGGCCAAAGAUUUCAUCUCGCUCGCUGUCUCCCGUGCUAUCCAGGGCUUUUGCAUGUCUCCCAUGGAAGCCUUGGUUCCCGCAUCAAUCUCUGACAUCUGGUUCGUUCAUCAGAGAGGAUUCAGGAACGCGGUUUUUAAUUUAGGUGUCCUUGGAGGCAUCAACCUUGCUUCGCCUAUUGCUGGCGCUAUCAUCGACCAAUACGGCUACAGGGCCUGCCUCUGGGCCAUGGCUGGUGCCUUUGGGGUUCAGCUUCUGCUUACCUUCUUCUUCAUGCCUGAGACAGCUUACAAGCGCCCCAUUGACUCAGGCAUUCCAAUCAACUCUCCCGUGGAUGAUAUGAAGGAGUCUGUAUCUCAAGUUGAAAACAGAGCUUCAGUUUGUGGCGUUGCACCUAUUCCAGAGCGACAUUCAUUCAUUUAUGAACUCCGACCUUGGAGCGGUUAUUACGAUUCGUCUGGGUUCUGGUAUAGCAUCUUUGCACCCUUCAAAAUGCUUGGUUCGCCCGUGGUUAUUUGGGGAUGUUUCCAGCUGACAAUUUGCAUGAGCUGGUUGGUAUUACUUGCUUCCACCUUUUCUCAAAUCUUCACUGGGCCGCCAUACAACUUCUCUGUUACACAGGUAGGAUUGACAAAUCUGUCAUCUUUCGUUGGUACUUUCAUCGCGACGGCGCUGGCUGGUCUGAUGGUAGAUGGGUUGGCGACGCUUAUGGCUAGGAAGAAUGAGGGAAUUUACGAGCCUGAGUUUCGUCUCCCAAUUCUUGCUCUUCUGACUACACUUGGUGCCAGUGGGUUUUUCGGCUGGGGCCAGAGCCUUGCAAAUGCUGAGCCCUGGCCAAUUCCUGUUAUCGUCUGCUUGGGGAUGAUUAACCUGGGUAUCCAAUUCGGCAUUGUUGGUGUCGUGUCCUAUGUAGUCGAUUCUCAUCGUCGUGAGGCUGUUGAAGCCUACGCAAUGAUGAGUUUCACCAAGAAUGUCUUCGCCUUCGGCAUGAGCUUCUAUGUCAACGACUGGAUUGCGACUCAAGGUGUGAGGAAUUCCUUCUUUGUGAUUGGAGGCAUUACUAUGGCAAUCAGUAUGGCCACCAUCCCUAUGUAUGUGUUUGGAAAGAGGGCACGAAGCUAUGCAUUUCGCCAUGGGUUUCUUCUAUAAUACUAC